UGAGUAGCCUUUUACAUUAGUCUUUCUUUGUCAUACGUUUAGUAAAAUGUGGUUUAGGUUAUUGAUUAUUAAUUGAAUGACACAACGUUUAUAUUUUUUUCUUUGCAAUCACGCAGUCUUAAAAUAGUCCUCCGGCCCCAAUCCGUAUGUGCCACGAGGAACCAAAGGCACGUUUAGCCAAUUCUUGAGGCUGUCACAAUUUUAUGUACACGCCUAUGCUGUAGCCUAUUCCCAAGGUGUUGAUUUCCCGGUAGGCCGGUAUGCAGUAUUAUAAUGUUUGUUUGCUUUGUUCAUGGCUCGCGGCGGAAUGGAUGAAAAUAACGUGUUGCGCAUUCUAAUCACGAAAGUUGUUUGUUCUCACACACUCACCAAGGAAGAUGCUGUCUCAGUGGAACCCCCCGUGUUCAGCAAUGGAUCAGUCUGAUCCUGAUCUCCCUCCCAACCACUGCCAGGUGGACUGUACCAAUGAGGUGGCAGAGGGGGGUCAGAGGAACAGGGGUGGUGUCUCUUUGUCCUCCCCAGAGAGCAGCAGCAUGAAUGGAGAUGGCAACCGGAAACGCAGUGGGAAGAGCCGUCGCCGUCGGAAACGCUCCGCUCAACCCGACAACCACCCAGCAUUCAUUGCCGUGGAGAUGCAUCCGCCUUCACCACCUGGCCAGGGGGAGAGUAGCCACGCCCCUGUCCUUGACUCCCCCAGCAUGGUCCUGCUCGGCAUGCGGCCUGAGUGUGAAUCUGUGUGGUUUGACCGCGGUGUGUAUGAGCAGGCUGAGAGUCUGUAUCAGUGCUGGUUGGCACGCUCUGCCAACGGUGCGAAGACACGGCCAAGCAGCUCACCCUCGCUCUCUGCCCUGGCUGCUGACAACCACCCCACCUCGCCUCAACCCUCACCCUCACCCCCUGGCCCGAACCACCCAAUCACCCCUCCAACCAUAGUAUCUGAAGAGCAUUGUGUUUUUGCAGAGCCCCUGCUGCAGCCAGCAGCCCCAGAUUUCCUGGCCCUCCCCGCAAACAGCGCCGCCACACCAGACGAGGGGUACCUGUCCCUUGCCCAGACCCCCCAGGCGGCCUCCCCAUUGACCUCGGCCCAGGCCCCUGGCCAGCUGAUGAACGGACUGCCCUGUCUCCCCGUGGAGCUGCUGAGGCACGUGUGGCUGCAGAAGCCUCUUUACGACCGGGCCGAGGCAGCCUUCUACCAGAACCUCUACGGCAACAACCGCUCUCAUACCUGCAACAACCUGGAUGGUGGAACCUCCACCUCACGUACCAACCCUAACGCUCACUCAAACUCCAGGGGUAUUGGAGACCACCCACAGAGUCUUAUGGAAGAGGAGGAAGUGUUAGAAGAAGCAGCCAUGGUCUCACAGGGGAAGGCCGAAGUCUAUCACUCUCUGCUCACCAUUCAGGAGGAGGAGGAGCCUGCUGACGUCACAGAUGAGGAAGGUGUGGCCAUGUCAGUGGGAGGAGUCUGUUACUUCCUUCAUCCGGACAGUGAGAGGGUGUGGCUAGACCGGGGACGCUACGAGGAUGCAGAGAGAUGUUUCUACGGUUAUUACCAGAAUGUACCUGUGGAGUCAACAGUAACCAACAGAGAGGAGGGGGCUCUUGGGGAAGAAGAUACUGCGGCGUCCGCAAUGUCAUCGCCAGCAUCACCGGUCGCAUGCAACGGCCCUCUGAGGGACAACACCAUGAGUGCAGCAUUAAACUACCUAGCUCAGGAGAAGAUCUGGUUUGAUAAACCUCACUACGAUGAGGCAGAGAGAUAUUUCUACGAACGCAUGAACGGCACCUUACACCCAGCACAAGAGCUGGUGGGAGCCAACAGCAUCCUGCAGGACAUAGCCCGGGCCAGGGAAAACAUCCAGAAGUCUCUAGCAGGAAGUGCAGCUAAUGGGACAGGAGAUCAAGGGGAACUCGUCACACAGAUCAAGAUCCUGGAGCUAGAGAACCACAGUCUGCACCAAGUGGUGGAGGACCUGCGGUCAGCUCUGUCUAAGUUGGAGUGUCGGGUAUCGGUCCUGGAGAAAUUCCCAUCGCCAGCCCCAGUCCCUGCAGCCCCCUGUACAAAUGCCACAUCUGUCCAGCAGAAGACGACCAGUGCUCCAGUUGAGGAGGAGGAGGAUGAUGAUGAUGAUAUGGACCUGUUUGGCAGUGAUGACGAGGAGGAUGCGGAGGCCGAGCGAAUCAAAGAGCAGAGGCUGAAAGAGUACACAGAGAAGAAGGCCAAGAAACCCAUCCUCAUCGCAAAGUCUUCUAUCCUAUUAGAUGUCAAGCCUUGGGAUGAUGAAACAGACAUGGCUAAGCUGGAGGAGUGUGUGAGGUCUGUUGUUGCUGACGGUCUGCUGUGGGGUCAGUCUAAGCUGGUUCCAGUGGGUUAUGGUAUCAGGAAGCUACAGAUCCAGUGUGUUGUUGAGGACAACAAGGUGGGGACAGACCUGCUAGAGGAGGAGAUCACCAAGUUUGAGGACUACGUCCAGAGUGUCGACGUAGCAGCUUUCAACAAGAUUUGAUUCAACCCUCUUCCUCGUCAUUGGGCCCGUCCCACAUGGCACCCUAUUCUCUAUAUUGUGCAUAACUAUUGAUGAGAACUCUAUAGGCCCUGGUCAAAAGUAGUGCACUAUAUAGGGAAUAGUGUCAUUUGGGACUUGGCCAUGUUCCCUGUCCAUUCAUCGCUGCUGUUUGUGUCACAUGGUUAAUAAUAAAGAGCUUUUGGUGCACUUGAA
Salvelinus sp. IW2-2015 is the source of this 2720-nucleotide messenger RNA. RefSeq names its product elongation factor 1-delta-like. Gene Ontology annotation, cellular component: eukaryotic translation elongation factor 1 complex; cytosol. Lineage: Eukaryota; Metazoa; Chordata; Actinopteri; Salmoniformes; Salmonidae. Gene Ontology annotation, molecular function: guanyl-nucleotide exchange factor activity; translation elongation factor activity. Gene Ontology annotation, biological process: translational elongation. The record is from RefSeq and is a predicted model, not a curated record.